This is a messenger RNA of Impatiens glandulifera, 2288 nucleotides long. Its product is annotated as CLP protease regulatory subunit CLPX2, mitochondrial. Gene Ontology annotation, cellular component: mitochondrial matrix. Bases 198 to 2117 code for a protein of 639 amino acids. Gene Ontology annotation, molecular function: ATP-dependent protein folding chaperone; ATP hydrolysis activity; ATP binding. NCBI's taxonomy places the organism in Eukaryota, Viridiplantae, Streptophyta, Magnoliopsida, Ericales, Balsaminaceae. Gene Ontology annotation, biological process: proteolysis; protein catabolic process; protein folding. The record is from RefSeq and is a predicted model, not a curated record. The transcript has 15 exons.
UUCCGCUACUGUAAUAUUACAAAAGCUUCUCUCCACGGCGGCGCCACCAUUUUCAUCUGGAAUUCCGAUUAGCUUGAACUGGUGAGCGGCGAGCAUCUCUCUCUCACAAACACACACACACACGAACACGCGACGACGACGAUAGUCUUAUAAAUGAAAGCAAGCAGAUUCUAAAUCGGUAAAAGAAGAAUACUAUUAUGUCUGCAAUAAUUCGAUGGACCAGAAAGUUCAGAUUCAUGUCGGUUAAAAUCGCAUCCUUUAACCUGUCUUCCUCAUCAUACCAUCACUUGUCCUUCAUCCCUCCACUUGACAACCCAGCAAACCAACUGCGGCGCCGUCGGUCCGCCGUCUUAAUAGGGUUUCAAGAAAGGUACAAAUGGGAUGGAACCUCCGAUGAUUUUGAUCCAAUUCGCGCCGAGGUGAACUGUCCUCGUUGCUCAAAAUCUAUGCACGCAAUCUUCUCUACCCGACCGCUUACAAUCACCGGUGGUGAAACCGGUAUCUACCAAGCCCUCAAUGUAUGUCCCCAUUGUAGAACAGCAUUCUAUUUCAGACCCAUUAAGCUGGAACCUUUACAGGGAAAUUUUAUUGAGAUUGGUAGAGUUAAGAAUAGUGAAAAUAAAUCGGAUUUUACUAGUUAUGAUGAUGAAAAUGGUAGAACUGGUUCUAAAAUUUGGGAGAAGUUGAGAUCAUAUGGAAGUGAUGCCACAGACAGCACAACUGAAGAGAGAAAAGGUGGGAGUGAAGCCCAAAUGCCUAUUAGUGAGACUAUUCUCUUGCAAAAGGAUGCUGGUGAAAGUAGAAAUAGUGGUGGAGGAUGCUCUGAAGAGGUGAAUGGAUGGGGUGGGGCAAAUUUGGGCAUUGAUCUACCAACACCUAAGGAGAUUUGUAGACGGCUUGACGAUUUUGUUAUAGGGCAAGAAAAGGCUAAAAAGGUUCUAUCUAUUGCUGUUCAUAAUCACUACAAAAGGAUAUGCUAUAGCAACCUGAACAAGCUGUCUGACAUAGCAUCGAUUAAAAGUGAACCUGACGAUGACGAUGGUGAUUUUGUAGAGCUUGAGAAAAGCAACGUGUUACUGCUGGGUCCUACUGGCUCAGGGAAAACGUUACUUGCCAAAACAUUGGCUCGUGUGGUAAAUGUACCUUUUGUCAUUGCAGAUGCUACAGCUCUAACUCAGGCGGGAUAUGUUGGAGAGGAUGUAGAAUCAAUCUUGUACAAACUGCUAAUGGCUGCUGAUUUCAAUGUGGAAGCAGCUCAACAAGGAAUAGUGUACAUUGACGAGAUUGAUAAGAUCACCAAAAAGGCUGAGAGCUUAAACAUUGGCAGAGAUGUAUCAGGGGAAGGUGUUCAACAAGCAUUGCUCAAAAUGGUUGAAGGAACUAUUGUGAAUGUCCCUGAUAACAGAGCUAGGAAGCAACCUCGUGGAGAUUGCAUACCAAUAGAUACAAAAGACAUUCUUUUUAUAUGCGGUGGAGCAUUUGUUGGUUUAGAAAGGACAAUUUCAGAAAGACGAGAAGAUUCUUCCAUUGGUUUUGGGGCUCCAGUUCGUGCCAAUAUGAGACUUGGUAGAGGGGAAUUAACUAAUGCUACUGUAGCUUCCUCAUUGUUAGAAUCUGUUGAAAGUAGCGACCUUGUUGCAUUUGGCUUGAUACCUGAAUUUGUUGGUCGGUUUCCUAUUUUAGUGAGUCUAUCCGCUCUAAAUGAGGACCAACUUGUUGAGGUUCUGAUGCAGCCUAAAAAUGCACUUGGGAAGCAGUAUAAAAAGAUGUUCAGCAUGAAUGAAGUAAAUUUAUACUUUACCGAGAGUGCACUUAGAUUAAUUGCAAAGAAAGCGAUGGCGAAGAACACUGGUGCACGUGGUUUAAGAUCAAUUUUAGAGAAUCUUCUUACUGAUGCUAUGUUUGAGGUACCAUCAUCAAGAGAUGCAAAGUGUUCAGUGGGAGGAGAAAGAAUAGAUGCAGUAAUGGUUGAUGAAGAAGCUGUUGGAACAGUAGACAGCCCCGGAUGUGGAGCCAAAAUACUCCGAUCGAGAGGAGAAGAAGAUGAUCAUCCCAAUUCGCAGGAAGGAAUUGGGGCAGGAGAAGGUGAAAUCAGUUCAGGAGCCAUGAGCAUAUGAUAUGAUGAUUUUCUCUUUGUUUCUUUCUAACAUGAUGAACAUAUAUAUAUAUAUAUGUGUUGUACAUAUACUACUUGUUUUCUCUUUAGAAUGAAUGAAUAUGAAUGCUAGGGCUAGGGUUCGUAUUCAUCUUUUGUGAUCCAUAUGAUGAAAAUAUCAGAUUUUUCAGUC